This is a messenger RNA of Python bivittatus (Burmese python), 487 nucleotides long. RefSeq names its product ovomucoid-like. The record is from RefSeq and is a predicted model, not a curated record. NCBI's taxonomy places the organism in Eukaryota, Metazoa, Chordata, Lepidosauria, Squamata, Pythonidae. Gene Ontology annotation, molecular function: protein binding.
ACGUCCAGCUCAAGUUUAAACAGCACCUGGGUCAGCGACAUCUAGAAGACAUUCUGGUGGAAGAGCUCUGGUGUGAUUAUCCUCUUCUGCUAUCAUGAAGGUGGCUUUUUGUCUGAUUUUUACCCUGACGCUGUUCUUUUUGUACUCAGAUGCUGCCAUUGAAGAAGAACCAAUGCCAAUUGAUUGCAGUGGUUUUCCCAGAUUAGCAUGCACCAAGGAGUAUGAGCCCCAUUGUGCUUCCAAUGGCAAAACCUAUGCCAACAGUUGCCAUUUCUGCAAUGCACAUGUACGAAGUCGUGGAGUUAUAAGAUUCAGUUACUAUGGAAAAUGUAAAAAAUAAUGCAUUAUAGAUCCAGAGGAUUAAGAGAUACUCCUCCAAGCAACAUGGCCCUUUCCCUGUCCUCCCUCCCUCCACUUUUGUUUGCUUAGCCAGGGAAUAUCUUCCAAAUGAAUUUCAUUUGUCAAUAAAAUGAACUAUGCAUCCUGA